GAUGAAACAAAAUAUUGCUGMUGAAAAGAAAAUAAUGAAAGAAAUAACCAAUAGACAAGAAGCAGAUCGCAAAGCAUUUGACACUCAAAGAAAAAAAGAUUAUAAAACUAAUAAAGAGCGAUGGAAACGUGAGUUAUUAUUGGAUGAAUCCACUCCUAAGCGACAAAAAGAUGCUGCUUUACAAUCUCAAAAAGAAAACCUUAAACAAAUGGAAGCUCAAGAAGAACAUAGACUUAUUCGAGGUCAAAAAGACUAUUUGGAACUUGAAAUUAGGAAAUUUCGUAGAAAAAGGCUAAAUCAAUAUCAUUUGUAUGAACAAGGAUUAUUAAGAGAAGAACUUGGAAAAAGACAACAACAGUUAGAAACUGCUCAUUCUAUGUUAUUAAGACAUCAUGAAGAUACUAGAAACCUUGAAACAAGACAACAAAGAGCUGUUCAUGCUUUACGCGCUGAUCAAGUAACUAGACAACAUGAAACUGAAUUACAGCACCAACAUGAUUAUUGUGCUCGUGCCCAUCGUGAUUUACGGAAGAGACAUGCAAUGCAGCUACGACAACAACCUAAAAGUCUCAAACAUAAAGAAAUGCAAAUUAGAAAACAAUUUAGAGAAACAUGUAAAACUCAAACACGACAGUACAAA
This is a messenger RNA of Diuraphis noxia (Russian wheat aphid), 640 nucleotides long. RefSeq names its product Serine/threonine-protein kinase Tao (gene Tao). The record is from RefSeq and is a predicted model, not a curated record. Lineage: Eukaryota; Metazoa; Arthropoda; Insecta; Hemiptera; Aphididae. Gene Ontology annotation, molecular function: ATP binding; protein serine/threonine kinase activity. Gene Ontology annotation, cellular component: cytoplasm. Gene Ontology annotation, biological process: protein phosphorylation.